AUGACGGAUGAGAUUCACGCCUUUGAACAAAAUCAAACUUCAUCGUUACAGUCCUUACCUCCAGGCAAGUUCUCCAUUGGCUGCAAAUGGGUCUACAAAAUCAAACGCAACGCAGAUGGCAGCAUAGAAAGGUAUAAGGUUCGCCUUGUCGCCAAAGGCUAUACUCAACAAGAGGGCUUUGAUUACACUGACACUUUUGCUUCAGUCACAAAGCUUGUCAUGGUUCGUAGUCUUCUCGCCAUCGUUGUUGUGCGUAGUUGGCAUUUACACCAACUCGAUGUCAAUAAUGUAGGAUCUCAGCGCCUGCCAAUCUGUCAAAACCCUGAAGUUGUGAAGAAUGAGGUGAUCACAGUGGUUGAGCGAGCCUUUCUUGAGUUCCAUGCUGCAUCUACUGGUGGCUAUACAUCAGCAUCUGCACCUUCUAGUGCUCGAGUAUCUUCUGUGGCUAGUGCACCUAUUAUUCCCAAUUGGACAGCUCCUUCGGUUGGUUACUAUAAAGUUGCUUGUGAUGCGGCGCUGGAAAAUAAAACUUUAAAAGGUGGUGUAGGUUUCAUUUUUAGAGAUCAUAGGGGCUAUCGGGUGAAGGUGAUCUCAUCUCCUCUUCACUUUGGAUCGACGAUUCAAGGUGAAGCUAUUGCAAUUCGAGGUGCUCUUGUAGAAGUUGUGGCUGCUGGUUUCACUCACCUUCAAGUGGAAUCAGAUUGCAAGGAGGUGAUCAAUUAUAUCCAUGACCAGAACCGAAUUCCACCCUAUGAAAUUUCUAUUGUAAUUUCAGAUAUUAGGAGACUAUCCUCUUCUUUUGGUUCUAUUUCUUUUUAA
Telopea speciosissima is the source of this 819-nucleotide messenger RNA. RefSeq lists its product as uncharacterized. The coding region runs from base 1 to 819 and encodes 272 amino acids. The record is from RefSeq and is a predicted model, not a curated record. Gene Ontology annotation, molecular function: nucleic acid binding; RNA-DNA hybrid ribonuclease activity. Lineage: Eukaryota; Viridiplantae; Streptophyta; Magnoliopsida; Proteales; Proteaceae. The transcript is spliced from 2 exons.